This is a messenger RNA of Nicotiana tabacum (common tobacco), 1707 nucleotides long. Lineage: Eukaryota; Viridiplantae; Streptophyta; Magnoliopsida; Solanales; Solanaceae. The record is from RefSeq and is a predicted model, not a curated record.
CCCCGCCCAGCUUCACCCCAAAUACACGACCCAAUCCCCUCUCCUUUUCAGAUUUCAUUCGCGCACACACGUACGGACUGAUUCACUCUCUCAUCGAUAUCACUCUCACAUCGAUUCCCAUACUGAGAUUCGAAAAAACCAAAAAACAAAAACAGGAGCAGCGGAGAGUGAGCAUUUUUUCAGUUCUGGAAAUUCAAAAUUGUAGUGAAAAGAAAUUUCGAACCUGUUUCGAUUUACCGAUUUACUCUGUAAUUUCUGGGUUAUCAAGGAGUGAUUUGGUGUUGAAUUGCUGUGAUUUCGAUUGAGGUAGCAGUGGAACUUCAUCCCGUUUUCUUCUUAGCCUUUAUUUGGCAUUUUUAGAGUGAUUCCUGCGCAAUCAGUUCGGAGCGACCACUAUUGGCCGAGCUUCAGUUGCUAAGAAGGCAGGAAGAUAAUGUUCAGAUCAUUCCUUCUAAAGGCUGUCUAUAAAAAACUUAGUUAUCAUCCAGCUGUCACUAAACAGCAUUGUCGUCAUCCUUUCCAGUUCCAUCUAGAGAGGGGAAUGCACAGCAGAAAUAAGAAGGCGAUGGAGUACAUAGCUAGGGGGUGGAAUGCUCUGCAGGAAGUUGAUAGAGUAAUUGAUUAUUGUGAGCUUAAUGACAAACGUCUCAUUCCUUCACUUAGGACAGCAAAGGAGAAUUUUGAGUUGGCUCUGGAAGCAGACAACUCAAAUACCCAUGCAAGAUAUUGGCUUUCAAAACUGCAUCUCAAGUACCAUGUCCCUGGGGCGUGUAAAGCUGUUGGGGCUGCUUUGUUAGUGGAAGCUGCAGAGAUGGGUGAUCCAGAUGCUCAAUUUGAAUUAGGUUGUCGUCUAAGAGUUGAGAACGAGUAUGUGCAAUCAGAUCAGCAAGCAUUUUACUACUUGGAGAAAGCUGUUGACCAGUUGCAUCCAGGUGCACUUUACCUCUUAGGUGCUGUGUAUCUUACUGGGGAUUGCAUGAAAAAGGAUGUUGGCUCUGCAUUGUGGUGUUUCCAUAGAGCAUCCGAGAAGGGUCAUGCUGGAGCAGCUAUAGCUUAUGGAUCCCUUCUACUCCAAGGUGUGGAACUUCCAGAAUCAAUUACGAAAUUUUUAGUGAAGAGGGGGUCCUCAAGCAGAAUAUCGAGGAGGAAUGGAGUUGAUCUUGAGCUUAAUCCGAUUGAGCUGGCCAGAGAACAAUUUGAAAUUGCUGCAAAAGCAGGAUCUGACCUUGGAUUUAGAUGGUUAAAAAGACUUGAGGAGGAAGAGAAACGUCUGCUGUCUUCCUAGUUCACAAUAUCGGAGACUAUAAGAGUUUUGAUUGAUUAAUGUACCUACAAGGAUUGAGAUUGUGCUGGGAAAGAGUGGCAAAUUCAAUGAGUUGAUGGCUGCUGCAGCGGAGAGGGACCUUGGAAAUGACAAGGAACAGAGUUAAGAGCAAGCUGCUUUUUCAUUGUUUGUUUGUUGUAUGGCCUUGAUUAGGAAAAAUUGAAAUUUUGUAGUCAGAUUUUUGGUGCAAUAAAUGAAAAGAGUAUUUGUUAGAAUUUAUUAGGAGUAUACUCUUAUCUGCUAGGGAAGUUUUGUUGCUUAACAUCUUUAACCGUUUUGCCGAAUGUAUAUAGCUUGAUCAUGGCGUGCUGGAAAGAGAACAAGAGAAGAUUGAUUGUUUCCUUAUACUCUUAAAUAUAUAUUGAGGCUUCUAUUUUUGUUCA